GUUCGUUCAUCCAGUUUUCUCCAGAGUCAAACAUUUGCGACCAUCAAAUUCUCCACGUCUGGUUCGAGUACAGGAGACUAUGGCGUACACAGUCGGGGGCUGAUUCACUUACAAUUUACUGUGUUCGAAUCGGACAAGACUCAACCUCAAAUCGUUAACUUUGACUGUCACUAGUACUGACACGAUGUCCGUAACUCUACCACUUCCUACUUCUCCCUCCGAGACGUCCUUCACCUAUAAUGCCAUGUUAGGUACUGCGAUUUCCGAUGAUCUCAUCAAAUCGCGUGCGCAACUUUUUAGUACGAACUACGGAAUAUGGGGCGAAAAGGCGAUCAGUAUCUCGAAGUACACCAAGCCUGGUCAAUCAGUCAAGAUGACUGGUAGCAAGUUGCGAAGUCAAUGUGUAUCUAUUCCAGACCACACUGUCCUUGUGACGUGUUUUCAGCAUGAGAAACUCGUCGGUCAUGCCUUCGCUAGUGUCUGGUCUUUUGAAGGAGGUGUGGUCGGAUGGAUCACUCAGCUCGUCGUUGACAUGAGUGUCCGUAAACGAUACAUUGCAACCCAGCUGCUGCAAACCCUUAAGGUCCACCCAUUGUUUCAAGGAGUCACGGCAGUUGGCCUUGUUUCGUCUCAUCCUGCUGCGUGCAGCGCUUUGGCAAAGUAUUCCGACGUUGGCGUGUAUGCAGUCGACUUGUCUUUCAUUCGUGAAAAUGCGGCGAGGAUUCUGGAGGCCUCCGCCGUCGACUAUCUCAAGAGCGUACAACUUCGUGGUGACCUCUUCCAGGAGAACGCAGGCACUGAUGCUGUCUCAUCUAUGUUCACAGAGUUUUAUGUUGAUCAUGCGGAACCGUCGAAGGUGUUGGAAAAAUUUAAGGUGAGGGGUAAAUGGUGCUUGGGUGAACUUCUCGAAGGACAUGAAUAUCUUGCUCUCUUUCCUGUGUCGCCUUUGGGCGAUUGAUCUUAACGGCCUGAAAACUACGCAAAGUGAAACAACUGGGUCUAUGAGGGAAGGAAUAAGGGAAAUGUAUAGUACAAACCGUAGAGUGGUCGGGGGUUGGGGAAUCUGCAGUCCAGAAUCUGUAAAUAAUAUGGCGUCCGUGAUAUACCGGAAUAGACAUACUGACACUUGUCAC
This is a messenger RNA of Suillus paluster, 1133 nucleotides long. RefSeq lists its product as uncharacterized. NCBI's taxonomy places the organism in Eukaryota, Fungi, Basidiomycota, Agaricomycetes, Boletales, Suillaceae. The coding region runs from base 185 to 958 and encodes 257 amino acids. The transcript has 4 exons. The record is from RefSeq and is a predicted model, not a curated record. Gene Ontology annotation, molecular function: acyltransferase activity, transferring groups other than amino-acyl groups.